This is a messenger RNA of Onychostoma macrolepis, 2481 nucleotides long. RefSeq names its product tRNA methyltransferase 1 (gene trmt1). The transcript has 16 exons. NCBI's taxonomy places the organism in Eukaryota, Metazoa, Chordata, Actinopteri, Cypriniformes, Cyprinidae. Bases 222 to 2261 code for a protein of 679 amino acids. The record is from RefSeq and is a predicted model, not a curated record. Gene Ontology annotation, cellular component: nucleus. Gene Ontology annotation, molecular function: RNA binding; metal ion binding. Gene Ontology annotation, biological process: tRNA N2-guanine methylation.
GUCUGACGUUUAGUACUACAAGGCUUCCGUAGUUCAUACACAGAAUGAGCUACACGUGAAUUUGCCCUGGAAACACUCAAGCUAACAGUUGACAAGUCUCUGUGCUAUUGUACAUUUCACGAUGUGGUUUGUUUUUGUUUCGUGAAUGAUGGCAUAACUAAAGUAUCAAUCAUCAUCAAUAAUCAACGGUCACAAGGCUUUUUUUUUUUUUUUUUUGGUAGAUGUUAGCAAGGAUUGGACUUCAGGUAUCCUCAAGGUGUACUGGUUUAUCUUUAGUAUUUCCUAAGAAGAAAUCCUCACUCCUUCAGAUCCUCACUGCAGCACACAGUUGUGUCUUCAAAAAGUUCAGGACAAUGGACAGCAAGAAAGAACCUGAAGAAUCGCAGGACACAAUCAGUGCAGGUGCAGACAGUACUACCACAGCAGUACCAAUGGAAGAAACAAAACCUUCCAGCUCUACAGAAGGCAGCCAGACCUCAUCUACAGAACCUGGGCUUUUACCAGGGGAGACGGUUGUCAGGGAGGGAAAGGCUGCUAUUUUAUUCCCUAGUGCUAAUGAGGUGUUCUACAACCCUGUGCAGGAGUUCAACCGAGAUUUAACGUGUGCGGUGAUCACAGAGUUUGCUAGGGAGCAGCUGGCUCAGAGGGGCGUCCGGAUCUUGAUCCCGGGUGAGAAAGAUCGAGUUGUUGUUCGACUCUCGGAGGAGAAGAAUGGAACGGUGGACCAGGAAACAUCAGAACAGCCUGGAAAUGAGAAGAAAAAGAAAGAAGAGGGUGACAAGAAGGAGUUCAUCACUGCCUCUGUAGGAGAAAGAUGUGAGCAAGGUCUGCGUGUGCUGGAGGGUCUGGCAGCAUCAGGCCUGCGUUCUGUACGUUUUGCUCUGGAGGUUCCUGGCCUGAAGAGCAUCACUGCUAAUGAUUACUCUGCUAAAGCUGCCGCCCUGAUUGCCCGCAAUGCACAACACAACAACGUGUCCCACAUACUGCAAGCCAGCCAAAGAGAUGCCAGCAUGGUGAUGUAUGAGGCAAGAGGGAGGAAGGAACGAUAUGAUGUUAUUGAUCUUGACCCCUAUGGCAGCCCUUCUCCAUUUCUGGAUGCAGCUGUGCAGGCUGUCAGUGAGGGUGGGUUGCUUUGCAUUACGUGUACGGAUAUGGCUGUAAUGGCUGGAAAUAGUGGGGAGACCUGCUACAGCAAAUAUGGCUCUGUGUCCAUCAAGUCCAAAUACUGUCAUGAGAUGGCUUUGCGUAUAAUUCUGCACAGUUUAGAUCAGAGAGCAGCUGUUUAUCAGCGCUACAUUGAACCUCUCUUGAGUGUGAGUGUGGAUUUCUACAUCCGUGUAUUCGUCAGAGUCAAAACAGGCCAGGUCGUGGUCAAAAACGCUGCAAGUAAGCAGGCGCUGCUGUAUAAUUGUGUCGGCUGUGGUGCGUUUCAUCUUCAGAGGAUGGGCAAGAAGACAAGCCAAGGCAAACAUAUGAAGUAUUCGGCAGCCACUGGACCACCUGUAGGGCCCAGCUGUGAACACUGUGGGCAGAGGCACCAGUUGGGUGGUCCCAUCUGGGCGGAGCCUAUUCAUGACAUUGCAUUUGUUCAGAAGGUUCUGAGUGCCGUUUCAGGGAACCCCACCCGCUUCAGGACGUCCAAGCGGAUCGAGGGGGUGCUUAGCAUGGUGACCGAGGAGCUGAAGGAUAUUCCUCUGUAUUAUGUUUUGGAUAAUUUGAGCAGCACAGUUCACUGCAACACUCCGUCCACUCUGCAGUUCAGGUCAGCUCUCCUGCAUGCUGGGUACAGAGUGUCUCUCUCUCAUGCCUGUAAAAAUGCAGUGAAGACCAACGCUCCUGCUGAGGUGUUGUGGGAUAUCAUUCGUUGCUGGGAAAAGUCCAACCCUGUGAAAAGAGAGCGGCUAUCAGAAACCAGUCCUGCUCACCGCAUUCUCUCCAAAGAGCCAAUUCUUCAAGCCUGCUUUGAAAUCAGAGAAGAUGCAAACCCUCAAUCACGAAAACGGCACCUCACACGUUUCCAGGAGAACCCAUAUGCCAACUGGGGACCCAAAGCACGUGCCAAAGCUGGUGGAGGAAUCUGUUCUGAGCUGGAGGACAAAAGAAAACAGUUUCAGGGUAAAAGAAAGAAACCAAUCACAGACUCCUCUCAACUCAAAAGCUUCCCCUGUAAGAAGUUUCGAAGGGGAACAUGUUCAUAUGGAGAUAAAUGCUGUUAUUCGCAUGAACUCGAGCAAGAAUCUAAUGAGGAAAAGAUGGACUAAGUGGUUUUCUCACUACUGAAUAACGCAUGUGUCCAAAUGGGUACAGAUUCGCAACUAAAGUUUGUUAAUUGGAGUUGUGCGAUGCAAGUUAAAUUUUUCUGGCGAUGCAGUGGUGGGACAUAUUUUAUUCUUUGCAGUCAUUUUAUGUUUUGAAUGUUUUAGUUUUGCCUGGCAAAUAAAUACUAAGUGAAUGGUUGUGUAUGUCUAUUCAGCAUGAGCA